CAAGAAUUUUACGUGGUUCAGCAGUUAACUUUGCCUAGUCCACGAGUCAAUUUUAUUAAGACUUUGAAAAUUUCAGGAAAUCCUUCAGGGGUGAAUUAUCCAGAGAUUCUCUCAAGAUAUCAAAAAUUCGUCCCUUACAAAUGUUUAUGAUCUCUCUAUUUAUAGAGGGUUUUCAGAGUUCAUUCCCACAUAUUUCGGGAAGAUACUCCUAUUUAUUAAUGAAAAUAAUGAUAUUAAAUUCUGUAACUCCUAUAUACAAGGAAACGUCUCCUGAAGACCAGGGGGCAUAUAACAGACUUGUUAAUAUCCCUUUAAUGUUGGGAAGUUACAACAAUAGAUAUCUUUUAAAUGCGUGAACUGCGUCUCAUCAGAUGACCCACUAAGUUAUUCGAGGUCGGCAAUCAGCAUCAUGCCGGGCCAGGUCUAUAGAUAAGUUAUGAGCUAGGCACCUUUCCCCAAGACCAGCUCAGAGCGGGUAAAUACCACUAAGGCUGUCACACUGCGAGCUUAUACUCAUGCCAAGCUCGGGCUACUUGAUCCGCAGACACCCGACAUCGGGCAUAUCCCAAUGCUAAGCUCUUUCGAGCUCAGAAGAACUUCGAGGUUAAAAAAUGUCUUCGAGGUUGCCAUCUUGAUUCGAGGGUUCGACAUCUGGGUCAUGCACAUGCGUUUAAGAUAUUUCGAGCUCGCAAUUGACUAGUCCAGCUUUCGAGAUCACAAUCUCGGGUCUCGAAAUCUGGGUGUAACAUCUUGCCCCCUCAAAAGUAUUAGUUCGAAUCCUAUGAGAAGGAAACUUUUGAACUACUUCCUUCGGGAACCGUUCCGUCACACACUUGAGUAUGGACACGCGUCAGCUAGAUAUUGCUUACUCAAGGUACUCGAGUACCUUGAAACUCUGCCCAUGAUCGUUCGCCUGCCAACUUUAUGGUACCAUCGUGUCAUUUGUCCCUGGCCGUCGGAUCUGAUAUGGAAUCUGGCCAAUGGCUCAGAUUAAUUCAACUUUUACAAUCCCUGAGGGUCUAUAAAUAUAUCCCCUUUCAUCUUCUCCAUUUUUUCUUCACGUUCAACUUCUCAAAGAGAAAAAACCAGACAUUUUUUGCCUAGUUCUUACAUGUUCUCCAAGCCGAGAAGACAAAGCACAGUCAGGCUUUUUGACUCAGUGAGGUCGUACUUGCAGCCGCUCGUUCGCUCAUCCAUUUCUCUGUUUCCUUCGAUUGCAUUGUGUAAGUUUUCGGUUUAUGGAUUUUUUACGUUAUACAUGUACGUUUUUUUUUGUAUGCUUUUGCCUCUGUUACUGUGCAGGCGAGAUGGGCUUCGACCUUGAUAACAUCUUGGACAGUGGCGGGGCCAAAAGAAGCAAACGCCCGAGAGGCUCACGGAAGUCUGAGCGUCUCACCAAGGUCCUUAAGAGGACUAAAAAGACACCUCCUCCACCAGCUCCGUCUGCUAUGAGCUCGGCUGUGGAGCCGACUCCUCAGGUCAGAGCGUCCACUACGGUCGAGCUCCAACCUCCCAUCAUGGUUCACUCAACACUCGGCCCACCUCUGAAAAAACCCUCGGCUUCCACAACACGCAAGUUGUCAGUUUCUACUCACAUCGAUGAAUAUGUAGUUGACAAUGCAGCUGGAUCCCAUGGGGCUUCGCUCGGCUCGGACAUUCUGUCUCGAGUGGGCCAGAGCUUUAGUGGCUUUGACACUCCUCAUUGGAAGUUUUUGAACAACGCCCGAGACUGCAAUACACUUUACGAGAAGAGUGUCGAGCUUACUGUCGCGGCUCUUGCCGUCUCUGCUCAGCUCAAUUAUAAGCUGAACAACGAGAUCCACUCAAGUAGGUCCUAUGCUCAGGAGGCGAAGGAUCUUCAGCUCAAACUAAAUGACGAGCUCAAGGCAACAAAAGCCAAGGUGGAGACAGGAGCUGAGGAGCUGAGGGCCAAGUCUUCCAAGCUUGAAAAGCUGAAUGCCCGGCUCCCGGAGCUUGAAGAGGAGAAUGCUCGGGUCAAGGAGACCAACGCCAAGCUUGAAGAAGAGAAGGCCGCCACUUUCGAGAUCAUGGAAGGCGAAAAGAGUCGUCUUCUCGAGGAGUUUAAGGAGAAGAAGGACCGGGCAAUCGACAUGGCCAUGUAUAGAAUCUGGGCCAACAAUGUCGACCUCGACACCAGCUUCUUAGGCCCUCUUGAAGCGAAGCUCGUGGCUCAAUGGCAGGCUCGACUGGAUGAUGAGGAGACUGCGCGAGAUAAGGCGGAGAGAGCCAGAGGGAACGCUGAUGCUGAGAAGGCCAAGGAGAAUGCUCCUUCUUAAUUCUUGCCUCGGGGCUGUGUCCCUUUGAAUCUUUUGUAAGAGUCCUUUCAUAUAUUUUGUUUUUUGUUUUUUAUGCCCAUGGGGCCGAGACAAUUUUAUAGCUCGUGAAGGAGCUGGUAUUACUUUUUUGAACUUACUUUAAUAUAUUUUCUUUACAUUUCUUGAGCCGAAAUAUUUUGCACAAUUUAAAUUAAAGUGUCAUAUAUGCCUGUUUGCAUUCAUGCACAGUUUGCUCGAAUUAUCCACUUCCGAUCUCGUUAUUUGUCAAGGUCGGAUAUUACUUUUACCAUGCACCCGAAAGUACUUAUAUGGUGUGUAAUGCAUAUGGUUUAGUGGUAUCUUACUUUUUAGUUGCUUUUUCUCGUCCUCGGUUAGCUCUCCGAGGUUAUGAGGUCGAAACUAUUGUUUUGCAAGAUACUCC
Molecule: messenger RNA, 2718 nt
Organism: Humulus lupulus (European hop)
Lineage: Eukaryota; Viridiplantae; Streptophyta; Magnoliopsida; Rosales; Cannabaceae
Exons: 2
Coding region: 1239-2297 (352 amino acids)
Source: RefSeq, a predicted model, not a curated record